AUGCAGGUUCUCCUCUCCGGUGCCCUUGUGGCCCUUGCCAGCAUAGCACAGGCACAGGUAGCAGGCUAUGGACAGUGUGGAGGAAGUGGUUACUCGGGAAGUACUACCUGUGCUUCAGGAUAUGCAUGUGUUUCGCAGAAUGCUUUCUACUACCAAUGUCUUCCCGGUACAACAGCUGGAGGGGCUACUACCACAACGACAGCGACCACCACCAAGGCGACAACCACAGCUGCCGCUACGACGCUGACGACAACUACAAAGACCACAGCCCAGGCGGCUUCCUCCACUUCAAACGCGGCAGUUUGCACGGGGAGUUUUAGUGCAAUUAGUGCCUCGAAGUUUGUUUCAUCCCUGCACCCUGGCUGGAACCUGGGGAACACUCUUGAUGCUGUUCCUGAUGAGGGAUCCUGGAACAAUGUUCCAGUGGUAGCAUCCACAUUUGAUACUGUCAAAGCUGCUGGCUUUAAGAGUGUCCGACUCCCAGUUACCUGGGCCUAUCACUUCACGGGCAGCUCCCCAGACUGGACAGUUGAUCCGGCAUGGCUCCAGCGAGUCUCGGAUGUUGUUGAUCAAAUUGUGGCCCGUGGUCUUUACGUUGUUGUUGAUGUGCAUCAUGACUCCUGGGUUUGGGCGGAUGUCACCCAAUCAGGGGCUGAUUUGGCCAUGAUCGAAGAAAAGUUCUACAGGCUUUGGUACCAAAUCGGAACCAAAUUGGCUUGCAAAUCUAGCCUUGUUGCGUUCGAGCCCAUCAAUGAGCCCCCAUGCAACACUGCGACUGAUGCUGCUGAAAUCAACAAGUUGAAUAAGAUAUUCUUGCAGGCUAUCAAUGAUGCUGGUGGCUUCAACUCACAGAGAGUUGUGACCUUGGUUGGAGGUGGCCAGGACAGCAUCAAAACUUCACAAUGGUUUGUUGCGCCUUCUGGCUUCUCCAACCCAUACGCUAUUCAGUUCCACUAUUACAGCCCCUAUGAUUUCAUCUUCAGUGCUUGGGGUAAAACGAUCUGGGGAUCGGAUGCCGACAAGGCCACCAUCAAAUCCGACUUCCAGCUGAUCCGCAACAAUUUCACCGACGUGCCACUUCUCUUGGGUGAAUAUGAUGCUUCACCCACCAAUACCGAGCCUGCUGCUCGUUGGAAGUAUGUAGACUUCUUAAUCAAGACUGCAGCUAGCCUUGAUAUCUCCUGCAUUCUAUGGGAUAACGGUUUGGACCAUUUGGAUCGAACUGCUGGUACUUGGCGUGAUACCAAUUCACUGUCAAUGAUCACAAAGUCUACCGCGUCUACUGCAAACAGCUUGCCGGACAGCACAGAGGAUGGUUCAUUGACCAGUCAAUCAUCCUCGGCAUAUAUCUUCCACCAGUAUGGAACAGCAGUCACCGCACAGACUCUUCCAUUCAUCUUCAACGGAAACACCCUCUCGUCAAUCAGUGAUUCCACUGGUGCUUCUUUGACAUCUGGAACGGACUACUCGGUCUCAGGUGCGAAUAUUGUCUUCACGGCUUCCUACUUAUCAAAGCAUCUCUCCUCUACCACGGCACCGGGAGUUGUGGCUACUUUGACCCUGAAGUUCUCAGGAGGCAAUUCGUCACCAACCAUCCAGAUUGUGCAGUGGAAGACUCCGACCUUGUCUUCUACAUCUGCAGUUGCCUCGUCUGUAUCCGGCUCAGAUCUCUCCAUCCCAAUCACUUGGGGAGGCCUCAAGACGAUUGCCGCAGUCAAGGCUUUGACCAAGAGUGGAACCUAUCUCGUUGAUGACUGGACCACUUACUUGGGUCCUCUUCAGCAGGCAAGGGCUACAUACAGCAGUCAAUACAACUGGGAUACCUCGAAUGUGAUCCUCACAUCUUCGGCGAUCAGCUCCGUGAUUUCUGCGGGUCAAUCGACCGUGUUCACAUUCGAAUUCUUCCCUCGGGAUAAUGGCGCUGUCAAUGCUGUCAAUUUCACUUUAACGGUUUAA
Molecule: messenger RNA, 1956 nt
Organism: Penicillium salamii
Lineage: Eukaryota; Fungi; Ascomycota; Eurotiomycetes; Eurotiales; Aspergillaceae
Source: the annotation of a GenBank genome assembly